AGCGACGGCGGCGGCCACCAGACGGCCGCCGGGACGGCGCCGGCGAGCAUGGCCAGGGGGGCGGCCGAGGUGUUGUGGGUCCGGCGGCCGGCGCCGGAGUCGGCGGCCAGCUCCGCCGGCGUCGGCCGCGGCCUGCUGCACAAGUUCCUGACGUCGCGCGGCCAGCUCUGCCAGCUGAGCUCAGGCCGCCGCCUGUCGCCGCCGCAGCGGCGCCUCGAGACGCGCUGGUCGGUGGACGGGCCGCCGCCGGCGCCGCAGCACCAGCAGGUGGAGAGACGCAGCUCGGGGCCGGCCGUCAACAGGCGCAUCCUCUCCGCUGAGGAGAAGAUUCAGCUCGAGCUGAAGAGCAUGAAGGAGCGGGAGGACGAACUGCGACGCGAGCGGAGCUGGGCGCUGGCCCGCUCCCAGCCGGACCUGCUGGCCGCUCUGGAGGAGCCGGCGCGGCCGGAGGAGCCGGCCGAGCCGCCACCGCCGCCGGCCGGCCCCCUCAGCCGCACCCGCUCCAACCCCAGCCUGCUGGACGAGGACGAGCAGAUAUCUGGAAAGCACUCCGAUGGGAAGAUCCGAAAAGCUCUGAUUAACCAAUGGGAAAGUCGGACACAGGGGACAGAAAUUUGAGCACCCGGCGCCAGCUGUUGCCGUCGUCUGGAUCGGGGACGACUGGCAGCGCUGCGCCCCGCGCCGCGCCGGUGGCGACGAGCUGACCCUGCCGCUCCGGCCACGCCGCACCCUCCCACCGAGGCCGGCACCAGGCCGGAGCCGCAGCCGCAGCCGGAGCCGGUUCCGAGGCGACGCGACAACUGUGUACCCCCCCCCCCCCCCCUCCAGCGGGGCGGUGAUCGGAGACUAUCGGCGGCGUGGCGUCUAGAAACCACCGCCAGCCCAAGAUUAGAAGUGCGCUUGCUGUGCUGACCGCCAGUGCCGGCUGGUUUUGUGCGUGGUGGCGUGCUUUCGGCGUGGGUGACGGGCCCGGAUGGAUUCGCGGCGCCCCAGUCGCCGACUGCCGCGAGCGAUGCGCCCGACUGGUCAGACAGUGCUGUGUCGUGUUUAGUGCAUCGACCGUGAAAUACGACGCCCUAAACUGC
Pollicipes pollicipes is the source of this 1085-nucleotide messenger RNA. RefSeq names its product mitotic spindle positioning protein meduse (gene mdu). NCBI's taxonomy places the organism in Eukaryota, Metazoa, Arthropoda, Thecostraca, Pollicipedomorpha, Pollicipedidae. The coding region runs from base 49 to 618 and encodes 189 amino acids. The transcript is spliced from 6 exons. The record is from RefSeq and is a predicted model, not a curated record.